Molecule: messenger RNA, 1472 nt
Organism: Tarenaya hassleriana
Lineage: Eukaryota; Viridiplantae; Streptophyta; Magnoliopsida; Brassicales; Cleomaceae
Product: magnesium transporter MRS2-4
Exons: 4
Coding region: 1-1314 (437 amino acids)
Biological process (GO): magnesium ion transport; transmembrane transport
Cellular component (GO): membrane
Molecular function (GO): magnesium ion transmembrane transporter activity
Source: RefSeq, a predicted model, not a curated record
AUGGGAAAAGGUCCAUUCUCGUUUCGCCGUCCUUCGAGCCUCCGUCACCGGAAAAAGUCUGCCGCACCGGGGAAGGAGGGAUCAGGGACUCCAUCUCCGGUCAUUGUUCCGUCUUCGCCACCGCCUCCCCCGCCUAUUAAUUCGGCGGCGGCGGGAGGAGCGGGGAAGGCGAAGAAGAAGGCCGGCGGAGCGAGGCUGUGGAUGAGGUUCGAUCGGACGGGGGGGAUGGAGGUGGUGGAAUGCGAUAAGAGCACCAUCAUCAAACGCGCUUCUGUUCCUGCUAGGGAUUUGAGGAUUCUCGGCCCUGUUUUCUCUCAUUCUUCCAAUAUUUUAGCUAGAGAAAAAGCUGUUGUGGUCAAUCUAGAGUUCAUAAAGGCCAUAGUCACCGCGGAAGAGGUACUGCUGUUGGAUCCUGUCCGGCCUGAAGUUCUCCCCUUUGUUGAUCGGUUAAAGCGACAGUUCCCUCAAAGGAGUGGAACCGAAAACGAGCAGCCUGUUUCUGCGAUUGUGCAAUCUCCGCAUGACCCAGAAGCUGCCGAAGGCUUGCAGAGUGAGCUCCCGUUCGAAUUUCAAGUUCUCGAGAUAGCACUUGAGGUCGUCUGCUCUUAUAUCGACAGCUGUGUGGUGGCCCUCGAGACAGAGGCAUGGCCAGUCCUCGAUGAACUAACCAAGAAUGUCAGUACCGAGAAUCUUGAAUACGUUCGAAGCCUGAAAAGUAAUCUCACCCGCUUGCUAGCUCGUGUACAAAAGGUGAGAGAUGAAAUCGAACAUCUAUUAGAUGAUAACGAAGACAUGGCAGAUUUGUACUUAACAAGGAAAUGGAUCCAGAGUCAGCAGGCCGAGGCAACACUCGCGGGCGUAACAUCAUCAAAUAACAUUGUCCCGUAUGCAUCAAAUCUUCACCAGCUCGCAUCAACAAGAAGCGGAAGUUUGUUAACGAGCAACAACGAAGGGGAUGAUGAUGUAGAGGAUUUGGAAAUGCUUCUCGAGGCGUACUUCAUGCAGCUAGAGGGAAUGCGUAACAAGAUUCUCACGGUGCGGGAAUACAUCGACGACACGGAGGACUACGUGAACAUACAGCUUGAUAACCAGCGGAAUGAGCUGAUCCAGCUUCAGCUGACGCUGACGAUAGCGUCGUUCGCGAUAGCGCUAGAGACGUUGGUAGCUAGCCUCUUCGGUAUGAACAUUCACUGCCCAUUGUACGACACGCACGGCGUUUUCGGAUACUUCGUGUGGAGUGUCACGGCUUUUUGCAUUGUGGUUUUCGUCGUCGUCUUUGGUUACGCUCGGUGGAAGAAACUGCUUGGCUCCUAAUGCAAAACACUCAUGUAAGCCUCUCUCUCUGUGUUGUACUAUACGUGAUCCGUAGGAUCCAUUCCAUUGUGUUUUGUCUUUGCUUAGUUUUAAAAUUCCAUCUAAUAAUACGUGGGAAAAAGUGUCCGAUAUGAAAUCCGCUCGCGAGUUGAGAUUAA